Molecule: messenger RNA, 833 nt
Organism: Pristis pectinata (smalltooth sawfish)
Lineage: Eukaryota; Metazoa; Chordata; Chondrichthyes; Rhinopristiformes; Pristidae
Gene: mrpl47
Product: mitochondrial ribosomal protein L47
Exons: 7
Coding region: 60-791 (243 amino acids)
Biological process (GO): mitochondrial translation
Cellular component (GO): mitochondrial large ribosomal subunit; mitochondrial ribosome
Molecular function (GO): structural constituent of ribosome
Source: RefSeq, a predicted model, not a curated record
CCAAUCAUCGGCCGGUUGCCCGGGUAGCGGUGUCGCGGUGCACUGUGGGCUGGCGUGCGAUGGCGGCCCGUGUGGUGAGCUGGUGCCGCCGCUUGGCGCGGAUGAUCCGGCCGGGUCUCGGCGGUCGGAUGGCGGCGGUCGCCCUCCCCACACCGGCAAACUCACCAGAGCUUCAGAAAACUGGGCUAGGAUCAGAAAAUAGGACUGGAUUGACUGAACAGUGUAGAGUUUUGCAUACUACUAAUUCCUGUAAAGGACUAGAAGAAUUCUUUGAUGAUCCAAACAACUGGGGAGAACCAACUGUAAAAUCUGGUGCACCCUGGACGGCAAAACAGCUGAGGAUAAAAAGCAAUGAGGAUUUACAUAAACUCUGGUAUGUCCUUCUUAAAGAAAAGAACAUGCUUUUGACAAUAGAACAAGAAGCAAAGCGACAAAGAUUGCAAAUGCCAAGUCCAGAGCGCUUAAAGAAAGUAGAACGAUCUAUGGCUAGAAUUGACUCAGUUGUUCAAGAACGUGAAGAUGCAUUGAGGUUGUUGCAGACUGGGCAGGAGAAAAGUUACCCUGGUGCUUGGAGAAGAAACAUCUUUGGACAGACCUAUUGGUAUAAAUUUAGGGAAUGGCCUAUCCCUUGGUACCUAAACAAAGUAUACAGAAGGAAACGAUUCUACACCCCAUCAUAUGUGGAUAUUUUUGUUAGGCGUCGGAUUGAGAAGUAUCUACGUAAAAAGAGUCGUGCAAAGAAGAACAAACCAGUGCUACAGGACAAAAUCUCUCAAGUUUCUGCAACAUAGAAUUAAGUUUACAAUGUAAAUAUGAAAAUAAGUGGGUCAGGG